Molecule: messenger RNA, 213 nt
Organism: Pseudogymnoascus destructans
Lineage: Eukaryota; Fungi; Ascomycota; Leotiomycetes; Thelebolales; Thelebolaceae
Exons: 2
Coding region: 1-213 (70 amino acids)
Source: RefSeq, a predicted model, not a curated record
AUGCUCCAAAACUCUGUGCUCACAAACGUCGUGAAUGCAAAGGGCUGGACUCCCAUGGCCGAUGGAGCGACCCCGAUCUAUACAGAGUACAACAACAGUGGUGCGGGAAGCGAUACGUCGGCUAUGCAAUUUUUGACCGCGUCGUCGGCUGCGAUUAGCACAGAGACUGUGUGGGGCAGCGAUUGGAAAACUUGGAUCGAUACAUCCUACUAG